AUGUCCACUGUUCCAGAUGCUCCUGUUGAGCAGGCUGCUGCAAUGCACGAGUAUGUACCAUCUCUUUGGUACGAGGCUGCGAGCUCUUCUGGGAUCAUUUCUGGCUCGAUGCGCCAGAUGCUAGAGAGACAACUGCGAGAUAUGCAGUUGAAUAGUAGUAUUGUACAUGUAUUGCUGGUGGAGGAAACAAUUAUGGAAGAGGGGUUAGUACAAGCAUGCGUGCAACUCAGGUUGACUGAUGAAGAACAAAACGCUCUCAACCUCGAAGAUGUGGUGGACGUGGUGAUUGAGGAAAAAACGGAAUUAUGCAUGGUGGGGAGGCUGUUAACGAGAAAGCCUUAUAACCUGAAUAAUAUGAAGAAUGCCCUCAUAAGUGCUUGGCGUCUAGCCAGGGGCUUUAAUAUUCGUGAUGUGGGAGAUAACCUCUUUAUAUGCGAAUUCUUCUCAAAGGCGGAUAGGGGAAGAAUCUUAAGGGAAGGUCCGUGGCACUUUGAUAAACAAAUCAUAUUAUUUGAGGAGCUGAAUGGCAAUAUGCAACCAAAUAAUUUGAUGCUUGAUCGUUGUCCGGUAUGGGUGAGAAUCUAUGAUCUCCCUCUUAACUGUAGAGGUACGGCAGCAGUAGGGAAAAUUGGUGCAAAAAUUGGAAGAAUUAUUGAGAGGGAUGACGAAGAAGGGAAAGGAUGGAACAUGUACUGUCGUAUUCGUGUUUUAAUAGACACAACCAAGCCUUUGAUGAGGGGAACGAAAGUUAUAAAUCUGUUGGGGGAACACUGUUGGAUAUCGUUCAAAUAUGAACGUAUUCAAAAUUUUUGUUAUUGGUGUGGAUUACUUGAUCAUAUGGAGGUGGAAUGCGAAGAUAAACCGGAGACUACGGAGGUCUCGGAGUGGCCUUAUGGACCUGGAUUACGGGCUACACCUAGAAAGAGGAAAAUGAUGUGA
Molecule: messenger RNA, 939 nt
Organism: Mercurialis annua (annual mercury)
Lineage: Eukaryota; Viridiplantae; Streptophyta; Magnoliopsida; Malpighiales; Euphorbiaceae
Exons: 5
Coding region: 1-939 (312 amino acids)
Source: RefSeq, a predicted model, not a curated record